Messenger RNA from Mesocestoides corti, 3729 nucleotides. The record is from the annotation of a GenBank genome assembly. Lineage: Eukaryota; Metazoa; Platyhelminthes; Cestoda; Cyclophyllidea; Mesocestoididae.
AUGAGAACCCCAACUAAGCAUUCCACAAAUGUGGACACUGCCCCUUCGGUUGUCCCGGUUCCAGCUGUUGUUAGCCGACCGUCUCUCAAUGCGCCAACUCCGGAAGUGUUGUUACCUACAACCAUGCGAAAUGCACCCGUCAGGCUUCUUCUUAAUUCUUCAACUGCUCUUUCGAAUGCCCUUAUUUCUGUUCAACCACAAUUUACUAUAUUCCCUUCCCCACCAAAGUUUCCGCCCAAUGAACAAUGUGCAGAUCGCUCUUCCGUUUCAAAUUCAGCUGGGCUGUCUCCAAGAAAGCAUCUCGAAAUGGACCCAAAAUGUGUAGGACUUGAAGCCAAGACUGCGCACCUUAGCCCAAUUACUAUCAUCACACCAACUAAGACCUCUGCUACGCCCCAAAUAAUGCCACUCGUGCAGAACUCUGAGUUAAGGAACUUAAAUCAAUCUCCUGUGCAAUGUAAUUCCGCAUUAUAUAGCAAUACAACCCUGCCUGCUGCUAAAUCUGCGCCAACAAAUACAAAGACGCUUUUUCCAAUCGCUCUACCUGUUGAUACUGUUUCUCACGCAGCUCCUAACCUACUGACCACUCUUCGACCUUUAAAAAAUGAAUCUGCACACCUCCAAUCCGUUGCUACAGCACAUCUAAGCGGUACCAAUCAAACAUCUGCUGAUCCUACCUUAACAUCUGCAGCGCCAAUUUUGAAACCAUCUAGUCUUGUCUCACACUCAACUGUCCCCAGUGUAUCGAUUGACAACCAAACUACACCAUUGGUUUCUGUCGUAUCUAUUGAUACAUCGAAGAGUGGUCAUUAUGCGUCCACGGCAGCUACGACACGCUCAGCGCAGCGCAUUCCAAUUGCAGUGGCUACAAAUAGACAGUCUAGUACAAGUGUACCUCUAAGUCGCUCGUCAAUUGGACGUCAACCAGUUAUCGCUCCAUUAUCUCCUCUCCGGCCCGCUUCUGGUGGCCCAUUAACUCCAAGCCGAAAACGAGCCCGAAAGCAGCAACUUUUGGCUCCACAUGGUACCGAGACUUCUGUUUCUUCUACUAGUGGAACUGCACCUGCCGUCAAUAUUGUCGGAAUGGUCACUUCAUCGAAUGACAGUGGUGCACUUAAGCCAUCUGAUCCAACAAAUGUCGCUACUGCUAUAAUCCCAAAUGUUUCCGUCACGUCCUCUAUCUCUGAUAUCGAAGCUUCGCUGCAGUCAAGUAAUCUCACAACAUCGCCAGUGCCCGUCGUUGCUUCAGCUAACUCAAGUUCAAGUGGAACUAGUCACGUGCUCAACCUGCGUUUACUCCAGGUGCGGCCAGUGACCACCAGUGGUCAAUCAAACAAGGAAGUAUCAUCGACGUUUGACCAUUUUUCCGUAACAGCCACGACCUCACUGAUGGCUUCUCAACUUCACAGCUUAGUCGUUAGUUCUGCGGGUGUUUCUACAGAGCAUCAGCCAACCUUGUCAGCAACGGCGACGGCACUGACAACCGGCUCUGUUGCUGCUUCCUUAGUUACUGCAUCUUCAUUUCAUCCUGCCAAUCCGACUUCCCAGCAAUCUAUGUACGUGUUUCCUACAACUGCUGUUGCAACCCCUUUCCGAGCAGCCAUGACGGCCACUGCAUCGACUGGUAAUGUUCUGCAGAGUGUGCGAACUGUCUUCAGCCAACCCACUGCAAACAACACCGGCAACGUUGGUCUGCAAUCUCUCACUGCACCAUUGUCUCCUUCCCUGCGGAAGACCCCUGCCGACUGGUCUGUCGCGAGAUCUAACGUAACAGGCAAAUCAGUAUCGGUCUCACCCACACACAUUGCACCGGAUGAAAGUGUCUCCAGAGUAGCACCUAUGUCUUCUGGCAAUCUCACUGUUAAGACAAACUUGGAAGGUCCCUCGAACCAACCGGUGGUGCCAAAUCUUCGCCUACCCGAUCUAAACACGAGGAGCUGUUUUGAAGAUGUAAGCACUGCGACAGCAUCGGUCUCUCCAUGCAAGCGACUCCGAAAGCAAAGUAACAGUACAAGUGGUAUUAGAAAACAGUGCACUUGGGAGUUGCGGACAGACCCUACAGAUUCGAAUAAAUGUGUUUGGCGUUCACCCCUGGAAAGUUCGGAUCCUCAGGAGCCUUCCCCGCAACUUAUUUUUGACUCUGACACUAGGACUAGUACCCUGGCACGAGAUACGAUCGAUAGCGCAGAAUCGGUCAUUCACGGAUGUCCCGUCCGAAUGCAUCUCAUUAAGCCAUCGCAUUUAUCGUCGCGUUUUAGCGGUAUUUGGAAAGGGCCUAAGACAGGCCACUUUCUCAGGUCUUCCGAGAUUCGCCAACGACCUGAGGGUCCUCAGGCUUUGUCAGCACCUCUCCGGGUGGGUCCGCCUGCAGCUACUAGACAUUUAACUGAAUCAGGCCUCCGACGUCUCCGUGACCAGCUGCAGUUUUUGCCUCCAGCUGAAAAUUCUGACGGUCAGCAGACCUCCAAGAGUCUCGAUGUUGCUACCUUAUCUGAGCUGCUGGAUUUACGAAGUCAGCACGCAGAAACCUGUUUCGUGAAUCACCCAGUGCAUACGAUCUCUACACUUGAUUUAACCGGCUGGAGACUUCUCUUAUGUUUGAAAAAUUGUGAGAAACUCAUUUCUACAGAAUACGGAAAAAUGUCAGCAAUUUCGAGGGCUUCUGAAAUGCUACAAGCCUUGCGUCGUGAUCGCUGUCACAACGAGCAGUCAAGGCCCAAUGAAGAAUCUGCGUCCAUGUGUCACUUUGUUCAGGAUCAGCAACAGGCCCUCAUCACCCGCCUUUUCCUCCAAGCCAUCCCUCCGGCAUCGCCUUGCUCCUCCUCAUCUGAUUUUGGUGUGCACGAUAAUGGGAGCAGCAAGAAAGUCAUAGACCUGCCAUCUCAAUCCCAAGGAAUGGAUGCCGAUUUUAACAAAGUUGAGGAACUCAUUCAGGGUCUUCGUCAACGGAUACGUACGUUGGUAGAAAGUUUGCAACGCGUUUCCAAUCUAUCACACAACCUUCUUGCUAGUCACCAGAAGUCUGUCCUUGCCUUUGUUGACGACCUCGAAUUCCAUCAGCAGCAACACGGAAGCAACCACUAUUCUCUAACCCCCUCAUCUCAGUCUCCCGUGCACCUUCGGGACGGUAGUAGUAGUUCUACGAACGAAGAAAAUGAAGUGGUCGGUAUAACUUUAGGCACAAAGCCUCCCUCGUCUUCCUGUGGAGCCUUACCCCCACCUGGUCGUGGAUCAGCUUCCCCACCUGUUCAAAAAGGCACCUCGACUGGACGCACCAACUUUUCUAAUAGCCGCCGAAGUGGCUACAGUAGCAGUUACGGUUAUCGGCGUGGUCGUGAAGGCCCAAGGGAUAACCCUGUUCCGUCCCGCUGCAUCGGUGUUUUUGGUUUGUCAUUGAAUACCCAAGAGCGUGAUCUUUAUGACCUCUUUUCGCGCUAUGGAGAGGUUGAGGACGUCACAAUUGUUUACGAUAAUUACACGGGUCAUUCAAGGGGGUUUGGUUUUGUGUACAUGAGGCAUCUCUCUGACGCGAAAGAAGCCAAGCACGACGCUCAUGGUAGUGAAAUUGAUGGUCGACCUAUUAGAGUGGACUACAGCGUUACUGAGCGUCCUCAUUCUCCUACCCCUGGUGUUUAUAUGGGAAGACCAACAAGACGUUACGGUGGUCGUCGUCGCACCCCUUCGCCAAGACGCCGGUACUCCAGGUCUCGUUCUCGAAGUUACGACUAA